AUGGCGGGAAGAAGGAUGCUAAGUCAGUCGCUUUGGAGAAGUUUAUGCGUGCUAUCCUACUAUUACAUACCAAUGUUCAUUAAAGUGUUCAGGUUUAAAUUUUUGGAACCAUUCGCCGUCGAAUUUCUCACCGAUGUGUUCCAAAAAACGAUUACUGAAAGAGAAUCUUCUCAAACACGACGAGGGGAUUUUAUCGAUAUGCUGAUAAAGCUCAGGAACGAAGCUCCUGGACCUGGCAAGUUUGAUGAUUGUAGUUUAAUCGCUCAAGCAGUUACGUUUUUUUCUGCUGGUUUCGAAUCGUCAGCUUCGACCCUUGCAUUCACCCUUCACGAGCUGGCGGUCCAUGGAGACAUUCAAUGUAGACUACGAGCGGAAGUGGAAGAUGUAAUUCGUGAACGCGGGGGAUUGGACUACGAAGCAGUGAAUGACAUGCAUUAUCUAGAAGCCGUUGUAGCUGUUCCUGAAACGGGCCUGCUCAUAGAAAAGGGAACCCCAAUUGUAAUCGCUCAAUAUGGUCUGCAUUAUAACAGUACUUUUUUCCACAACCCCGAUCGUUUUGAGCCUGAAAGGUUUAACAGAGCUAACCUAAGUAAUAUUAAGCCAUGUACGUAUUUACCGUUUGGUGACGGUCUACGGAAUUGCAUAGGACAAAUGUUCGGUUUGCUUAUUGUUAAAAUUGGCAUAAUUCAAAUUUUGCGCAAUUAUGAGGUGAUAAUGAACGAGAAAAGCGUAGAACCUGUGAUCUUGUCACCAUUUCCCAUCAUACAAGCCAAAUACAAUCUCAACCUAACGUUUCAUCGUUUGAAUACUGACUAA
Molecule: messenger RNA, 816 nt
Organism: Photinus pyralis (common eastern firefly)
Lineage: Eukaryota; Metazoa; Arthropoda; Insecta; Coleoptera; Lampyridae
Product: cytochrome P450 6l1-like
Exons: 4
Coding region: 1-816 (271 amino acids)
Molecular function (GO): oxidoreductase activity, acting on paired donors, with incorporation or reduction of molecular oxygen; heme binding; monooxygenase activity
Source: RefSeq, a predicted model, not a curated record